This is a messenger RNA of Phyllotreta striolata, 1809 nucleotides long. Lineage: Eukaryota; Metazoa; Arthropoda; Insecta; Coleoptera; Chrysomelidae. The record is from the annotation of a GenBank genome assembly.
GCUGAAUACAAGUGUAAAUAAAGACCAUUAUCAAGGAUGUCAUACAAUGAAAAAACGAAGAAACGACAAUUAUGCUGUCAAAUUGAUAUACAAUCAAAGCCAGUAAAGCCACAAUUUUGUGAAUUGUAUUUUUGAAUUUUACGAUUCGCAAAAGGUUUGUAUUAGAUCUUUACAUUCUACAUAAAAAAUGUCUACAACGCCAACGCCAACGACUAUAUCGUGUGACAUUUGUGACAAAACUUAUCAACGUAUUAGUAAUGUAAACAAACACAAAAAGUCCGUUCACGGCGUCCUGUUACCAUCUGAAGAUUCUUACGAUUUCAAUUCCUCGUGCUUUAGAUGUUUAGAAGGCUGCAAAAUAGCGUUUAAAAAUCACAUCAGUCUCGUUUUGCAUUUACAGAAUGUUCACAACAUUGAUACUAACGUUAGGACGCUGGAAUUUAAGAACUUAAGGGAUUUUGAAUUAUGGAAGGGUAUCGAAGAAAAGACAAAAAACGUGCGUUACACUAAAACCACUGGAACAUAUUUCUGUCACUUGAGGCAACUGAAAAAAAUAUACUACCAAUGCUACAGAUCCGGUGGAAUAAAAAAACCUAAAGCUUCUGUAGACAAUGAUCGAAAACGGAAACCCAAAAAGGUUGGAUCCAUAAAAGUGGGCAACCAUUGUACCAGCAGAAUCGUGUUAACGAAGGAUUUAGAAAGCGACAGUUGUGUAGCAACUUAUUACGAGACUCAUUAUGGACACGACAAUGACAUAAAACAUCUAAGACUAUCUGAUGAAUUAAGAAAAGACAUUGCUAAUCUAUUGUUAGACGGAAAAUCAACUAAAGAAAUUUUUAGUGUACUAAAAGAACAUGAACAAGGCAUACAACAAAGAGAUUUACAAUUGAGUACGAAAGAUAUAUACAACAUAAAGAGGGCCUACAAAAUCAAACCUAGGUACACAGGUGACAAGAUUGAAAUAACAACACCUUACAAAGAUGAAAUCAAAGAAGCUCACGACUUGGCCUUAAAUAGUUCCUUCGACGUUGACUUCAGGGAUAAUUUAUACUAUGUUCACGAUACGAAUGAUAACAGUGUUUAUAUAGUAAAAGAACGAAGGGGUAGAGCGUGUUGCCACCUAAAAUGCAGCAUUUGCAACAUAUGCAUUGACAAUUACGAAUGUACGUGUAAGCCUUUCAUGAAGAAGUCUCUCGUUUGUGUGCACAUCCAUUUCUGCUUCAUCAAUAAGGAGAGCAUAUUAAAAACAUGCAGCGAACAAGAGAUAAAAAAAUUAGAGCCCAGUGAAGUUUCUAUUGAAGUAACGAACGAAAUGGCGGUAGACAAUGAUUCAGAAGAUUUAAAAGAAGAAUCACUAAUGUUGGAAGAUUUUAAAGAAGAAUCACUAAUGUCGGAAGAUUAUAGAGAAGAAUCACUAAUGUCGGAAGAUUAUAGAGAAGAAUCACUAAUGUCUGAAGAUUAUAGAGAAGAAUCUGUAGUAUCCGAAGAUUUCAGAGAAUGGCCUUGUACGUCUGAAAAUUCAAUGGAUGAGAUGGAGAUAGCGGUUUUUAAUACUGAAAAAGAGACGCGGGUGACGAAAGAAAACGUCAUAGACACUUGUUCGGAACUUUUAUACAAUCUGAAAACCAAAACGUACACGAAAGCUGAAGAAAACUUCAUAUACUAUCAAUUGAAAUUUCUGAAUUCUAUCAAACCAAAAGACGAGAGUGACUGCGGUUCAGAAAGUAGGAAUGAACCAAAUUGCAAAGUAGAACAAAUUACCAUCGUUGUAGAAGACGAAUGAUUCGUUAUGUUAGCUAGAAACAAAAU